GUCGCUUACCACCCACCUUGUCACCACAAUCACCACACCCUCAUCACCAGCACCUAUCAGCAUCCCAGAAUCACAGCUCCCAAGCCACCCAUCCCGCCUCCCACCCGCAAACCAAUAAAAGCAGCCUCCCCUUCCCCCCAAAGAAAAGAAAAAAUAACAUGGGUAGCAUCACCCCCCUCCCCUAUUGGCAAACCAACAUCCCGCCCUCCGCGCACACCCCCCACUGUCCGCCCUUCCUGCAAUCCCUCUCCGAAAAAGACAUGCACAUCCUCCUGACCCCCGACUCCGCCUACCAGCCCCUCUCCUGGCCGCACGUCCACCACCUCAUCACGCACAACCAGCUCUCCCGCUUCCAACGCAAGCCCUCCGCCCUCCGCCAAUAUCUCGAAUACUGCCACGACAUCAAGCAAACCCACGGAUCCAUGCUGCGCUUCAUCCUGGACGCGAAACUGGGAUGGUCCGAGCCCGACCUGCAUCCGCGGGGUGCUCCCUUUCGGGACCCGCGGGAUUAUAAAAUCCUGCCCAAUGAUUGGCCCUAUGGGAUUGAUGAGAAAAUUGUGCAUUUGGUCGUGUGGACGAAGUUCGCGCUGGAGGAUGAUCCGGAGACGGGGCAUACGAGGGACGAUGUCAAGAGCGAGAUUGAGACGUGGGUGGAUCGCGUGUUUGGAGAGAAGUGUGGGAGGGAGAAUGUGAUUUGGUUCCGGAAUUGGAGAAGCUUGAAAUCGAUACAUUCGGUGGAGCACUUUCACGUUAUGCUGUAUGAUCCGGCUCCUGAAUUCGUGAGAGAAGUGACGGGAAGUAUUUGAACAUUGAGAAGUAGUCAAGUUAGACAUUAAACGAACAGAUUAAUCAUGGGCGGAGUUGAGAGUAAUGGUUAUGGCGUUUAUACAUAGAAUAGUAUUUAAUAGAGUGGCUCGGGUGGGUUAUAGAUAACAGUCAUAAUGGUAAAGAGACUAAUCAUAUAAUA
This is a messenger RNA of Botrytis cinerea B05.10, 967 nucleotides long. RefSeq lists its product as hypothetical. Lineage: Eukaryota; Fungi; Ascomycota; Leotiomycetes; Helotiales; Sclerotiniaceae. The transcript has 2 exons. Gene Ontology annotation, cellular component: cytoplasm. Bases 159 to 806 code for a protein of 215 amino acids. Gene Ontology annotation, biological process: N-acetylglucosamine metabolic process. The record is from RefSeq and is a predicted model, not a curated record.